UGGUCACACCGACCUGCAUAACAUAUUUCCAUACAAAAUAUUUUAGAAAUUAGGAAUUCUAAUUAAUAGAAUAAAUGUUGCGUCGAGGGUUUUUAUCUGGAGUACGCCACGCCCUUUGGAGUCGGCAUAUGUCGGUGGUAGCCAAAUCCCUAAAGUACACACAACACGGCGAGCCACAAGAUGUGUUGCAGCUGGUGGAAGACAAUCUUCCAGAUCCCAAGGACAAACAAGUGCUGGUGAAGAUUCUAGCGGCUCCCAUUAACCCGGCCGACAUCAACACCAUUCAGGGUAAAUACCCGGUGAAGCCUAAGUUUCCAGCCGUUGGCGGCAACGAGUGUGUUGCGGAGGUUAUCUGUGUGGGAGAAAAUGUUAAGGGCUUGGAGCCAGGACAGCAUGUUAUUCCAUUGGCAACCGGUCUCGGCACCUGGACUACACACGCCGUCUAUAAGGAAGAUCAAUUGAUGGCUGUGUCCAAGAAAGUUGGUUUAGCGGAAGCUGCCACUUCGACGGUGAACCCCACCACCGCCUACCGCAUGCUCAAGGACUUUGUGCAGCUUUGUCCGGGAGACACGGUUAUCCAGAAUGGAGCCAACAGCGCAGUCGGCCAGGCAGUGCAUCAAUUGUGCCGAGCCUGGGGCAUCAAUAGUGUGGGAAUCGUUCGCGAUCGGCCGGAGAUUGCUGAUCUCAAGCAGAUGCUGCAGUGCCUGGGCGCCACUGAGGUACUGACCGAGGCCGAGAUUCGCACCAGCGACAUCUUUAAGUCGGGCAAGUUAAAGAAGCCUCGCCUGGCCUUUAACUGUGUGGGUGGAAAGAGUGCAACGGAGGUGUCUCGUCAUCUGGACAACGCUGGCGUGUUGGUCACUUAUGGAGGCAUGUCUCGUGAGCCUGUUACCGUGGCAACUGGACCCCUCAUCUUCAAGGACAUUGCAUUUAGAGGCUUCUGGAUGACUCGGUGGUCUAAAGAAAAUUAUAGCUCCCCAGAACGCUCGAAAAUGUUUAAGGAAAUUUUUGAGCUGAUGGAGCAGGGAAAGUUUGUUGCCCCUACCCAUGAGAUGGUGCCCUUAAAUAACUUCAAAGACGCCGCUGCCGCUGCCCUGAGCUUCAAGGGAUUCACCGGCAAGAAAUACAUCCUUGAUAUGAGCACUUAGAUGCGCAACAUGAGAGGCUAAGCCUUUAUUUGUAUGUACAUAUAUUGGAUAAUUAAAUUGUUAUCUACUGUGAUACAACUCAGACCA
This is a messenger RNA of Drosophila ficusphila, 1235 nucleotides long. RefSeq names its product enoyl-[acyl-carrier-protein] reductase, mitochondrial. Bases 75 to 1148 code for a protein of 357 amino acids. The transcript is spliced from 2 exons. Gene Ontology annotation, biological process: fatty acid metabolic process. NCBI's taxonomy places the organism in Eukaryota, Metazoa, Arthropoda, Insecta, Diptera, Drosophilidae. Gene Ontology annotation, cellular component: mitochondrion. Gene Ontology annotation, molecular function: trans-2-enoyl-CoA reductase (NADPH) activity. The record is from RefSeq and is a predicted model, not a curated record.